Messenger RNA from Larimichthys crocea (large yellow croaker), 4734 nucleotides. RefSeq names its product kelch-like family member 5 (gene klhl5). The record is from RefSeq and is a predicted model, not a curated record. The transcript is spliced from 13 exons. The coding region runs from base 932 to 3322 and encodes 796 amino acids. NCBI's taxonomy places the organism in Eukaryota, Metazoa, Chordata, Actinopteri, Sciaenidae. Gene Ontology annotation, molecular function: protein binding.
UUAUUUUGUAUCAUCUAACUAGGACUUGAUUGCUACUCUGAUUCUUGAUCAAUUAAUCACAGUUUUUGCCAUUUCUUCACAGUAUAAGAUUCCAAAAACAACAAAUCUUCACAUUGUAGAAGCUGGAACCAGAUCAGAAUAACUUCAAGCUGAGGCAACGAUGCCUAAUCGAUUAAUCAAUUAGUCGAUUGACAGAGAGGGGUGAAUGUUAAUUAACCAGUGAGACAUUUUUUCAAGCAAACAUUCAAUGUCUACACUCUCAAAUUGUGAGAAAUUGCUGCAUUUUUAAUACGAUAUUAAACUAAAUAUGAUUUUUGGACUGCUGUCAGAAAUAAAAAAAAAUAUAUAUCUGAAGACAGACAGGCACUUUUAAUACUUUCUUUAUAGACUCACACACACACAAAGAGUGUGUGAAAACCUCCUCUUUGCAUAUAUUCUGGUGCCAAACAGAUAUUUACAGAUAUUAUUGAUUUGACUGUCUGGGCCUGUUUGAAUAAUGAUGAUGAUAAUAGCAAUAAUGAUCAUUCCUCUGUGCUCCAGCAUGCCUGUGGCUUGCACUGCAUUACUUGGCAGAAAUGUGACAUUAAUUUGUCCUUGUGGAGAAAAUGUUUGUGGUUUGGUUUGUGCACGAAAAGGCUUUGGCACUGACGUUAAAACUCUCAGACCUCCCUCUCUCUCUCUCUCUCUCUCUCUCUCUCUCUCUCUCUCUGUUCAUAUACUCCGCUACAUUCCGCUCACUGCCUCCAGUCGCGGUUAACGGGCGUGCGGUUGCCAGGAGAGACGCGCGUACGGUGUGCAGCUUUAACGGCGGAGCGGCACCGGCUCUCUCCACCCUCCACACACACACACACACACACACACACGCACAAAUACGCACAAACACACACACACACACACACACACCCGCCAUUUCCUCGUGCCGAGCCCUGGAAUGUCGGGCUCUUCCUCGCGGAAGGAGUUCGAUGUGAAGCAGAUCCUCCGGAUCCGAUGGAGGUGGUUCGGUCACCCCGCGGUACCUCCUCCUCACUCCCCGCCACUGGGAGACUACUUCGCCGGGAGGAGAGCGGGCGGCGGCGGCGGCAGCGGCUCCGGAGACGGACCUUCAGUUAGCGGUUGUAGCAACCCGAAUCCAGCCGGUGGAAACCCGAGCGCUGCGGGGAGUCACGGCGGUUUGGUGGCGAGCGGCAGCGCCGGGUCUAACCUGUGCAACGGCAGCGGCAGAAAGUUUGCCGAUCAGCCGGGGAGUCGUGCUGGUCCUGGGGGAGCGGCAGCUGGAGCGACGGGCAGCUCCUGUCCACGCUCCUUCAGCCAGCCAGAGUGCAGGAGCUCCGCCGCCGCUGCCGCUGCUUUGUCCUGGGUCUCCCCGCCACCUCAGCGCCGCUCCCGGCCGUUGACGAGCAUGGAGCCGCCUGGAGAGGCUCAGGUGCCCCAGCUGGUACCCGACCCCUGCGCUCAUGCCGGGGCUGAGGAGGAGGAGGCAGCGGCGGCGGCGGCGGCACCUGCACAGGCAGCGCCGGGCACUGAGGAUAACAACCACCCAGAAACAGACUCCAGCUCCUGCAGGAACAGGACGUCUAACAGCAGCGCGACGUUGUCCUCAUGCAUGUCGAUGGAGCCAUGUGCAUGUCCGGAGGAGUGUAUGUUCACCGCUCUGUCCCACGCCGACGCCACCUUCCGCAAGAUGGAGGGCUACCUGAGGUCCAGACAGCUGUGUGACGUCAUCCUGGUGGCCGGAGACAGGCGGAUACCUGCACACAGACUCGUCCUCUCAUCCGUGUCGGACUACUUCGCGGCCAUGUUCACCAGCGAUGUGAGGGAGGCCAAGCAGGACGAGGUGAAGAUGGAAGGAGUGGACCCUGAUGCACUGUGGGUCCUGGUGCAGUAUGCAUACACAGGGCGUCUCGAGUUGCGGGAGGACACCAUCGAGUCUCUGCUGUCGGCCUCCUGCCUGCUGCAGUUGACGUCGGUGGUUCAGGCCUGCUGUUCGUUCCUCAUGAAGCAGCUCCACCCCUCCAACUGUCUGGGUAUCCGCUCCUACGCCGACGCUCAGGGCUGCAGUGACCUGCAGAGGGCCGCUCACGCCUACACCAUGGAACACUUUUUAGAGGUGGUGGGAGGCCAGGAGUUCCUGUUGCUCCCCUUGGAGGAGAUGGAGAGGCUGCUCACGUCUGAUGACGUCAACGUGCCAGACGAGGAAACCGUGGUAACCGCUUUACUAACGUGGGUCGGUCAUGACGCCGCCACGCGGGAACGUCACUUACCUUUGCUGCUGGCUCACAUCCGACUGCCACUGCUGCAGCCACAGUUCUUGGCAGAUCUGGAGUCCAACCCUCUGCUCAGGGACAGCAUGGAGUGCCAGCGGCUGCUCAUGGAAGGCAUGAAGUAUCACCUCUUGCCCCAGCGCCGGCCCCUGCUUCAGAGCCCCCGCACGCGGCCACGAAAAGCCACAGUCGGGGCCAUGUUCGCCGUCGGAGGCAUGGAUGCCACGAAAGGUGCCACCAGCAUCGAGCAGUACUGUCUGCGUCGGGACACGUGGAGGCAGGUCGCCACCAUGAGUGGACGCAGACUGCAGUUCGGCGUAGCUGUCCUUGACGGCCGUCUCUAUGUGGUGGGCGGCCGAGACGGACUCAAAACCCUCAACACUGUAGAGUGUUACAACCCGCACAGCAAGACCUGGAGCGUCAUGCCGCCCAUGUCCACGCACAGGCAUGGUUUAGGUGUAGCUGUCCUAGAGGGGCCCAUGUACGCAGUGGGAGGACAUGAUGGCUGGAGCUACCUCAGCACGGUGGAGAGGUGGGACCCCCAAGCUCGCCAGUGGAGCUUUGUCGCGAGCAUGGCUACACCCAGAAGCACAGUGGGAGUCGCUGUGCUCAAUGGCAAGUUGUAUGCAGUUGGAGGUCGUGACGGCUCAUCCUGCCUGCGCUCAGUGGAGUGUUUCGACCCCCACACCAACAGGUGGAGUGCGUGUGCUCCUAUGGCUAAAAGGCGAGGAGGUGUGGGGGUGGCCACAUGGCACGGCUUCCUGUACGCCAUCGGAGGUCACGAUGCUCCGGCGUCGUCUCUUGCAUCUCGGCUAAGUGACUGUGUGGAGAGGUAUGACCCUCAGACAGACGUGUGGACGGCAGUCGCCCCCAUGAGCAUUAGCCGAGAUGCUGUUGGUGUUUGUCUCCUUGGCGACCGUCUCUAUGCCGUGGGCGGAUAUGAUGGGCAGGUGUAUCUCAACACUGUGGAAGCUUACGACCCUCAGACGAACGAGUGGACGCAGGUAGCUCCUCUGUGCGUGGGCAGAGCAGGAGCAUGCGUGGUGGCCGUCAGACUGUGAUAACGCCAACGCAGACGUUCAAAGGAGGACGGUGACUCGUCUGUGUCACCGCUGACGAAGUCACACCAAGAAAAAACCUGCCAGACACCAGGAAGCCAGAGACCGACGGCAGGUUCAUCAGAUUUGACUCUUUCCUGCCGCUCAUCUCGACGUUUUUUUAAAGGGUUAAAGUCACGUGUCAGGUCUCUGAUGAUGAAGUUUUCAUGUUUGAGCAUAACUUCUGCCACUGACGCGGCUGAUGAUGAGGAGGAAUCGGCGAGCAUGACAGAACAGCUGUCUCGCUUGCCUAUUAUUUUGUUCCUGUAGACAAGGUGGGACACACACAAACCUGCAUGUCUGCUUUCAGCUUCUAUUUCUGCUGACAGAAAGGUGAAAGAGACACAGAGAGAGAGAGAGGGAGGAGAGGGAGAGAUUGUCAGGACUGUUGAGAUGCCUCAUCAUUUUUUACACUCUCAGUUUUCCUAACAAUAUCUGAUCGUGUGUUAUUGAUGCUGUUUUAAUGUAUUCCCUAUUAUUUUCUGCUGCACUUGGCACACUGCUCUCCUCUUUCUUUCUGUUUUUUUUUUUUUGUUUCACCCGCUGACAGAUGAAACAAAGACUUUUGACAUAAUCAGCACAACCUUAUGAACAGCCAUACUGUAAGAAACUGUGACGCUCUUUAUUCAUCACACGCUCUAUCGAAUAUUUCUGCGCUCGUGUGUCUUCCACGUUGCAUCAGCUCACAUCUGAGGCCUACAGCGUCGAAGCUUUUUUUUUUUUUUUUUUAACAACCUAAGCUGGAAAAUCCUCCAACUUUUUUCUUUUUGUUUUUUAAUAUUCUAAUCCAGCCAUUGUUCCCAUAAUUGAGGUCCAUGAAGUGCUGUUACUGGGUUUAUAGCCUCAGUAAUAAUCAGAGUAACUGUGCCCCUUUUGUUCUUCCCUGUAGGGAAAUUUUUAUUUUCAAUUUUCCACAGAGCACAGGGUCAGCUAUUUACAGCUUUUGGUUUUUACACAGGGUCAGUCCAGCUUUUCUGACUCCACUAUAGUUGUUUCCUCAGUGUGUGUGUGUGUGUGUUAGUGUGUGAGAUUGAGAGUAUAUUUUUAUCUCAAAUGAGAAUCUUUCCGCUUCCCCUCUCCACAUCUUCAAUUCCCUGCUGCUUUCUCUUCAUCCCCUUUUUCUCAUUUCAUCACCACACACACACACACACACACAAAUACACAAAUACACACACACACAAAGCAACACACACGCAUGCUACGUUUUAAAGCAGAACUGGAUACCCAGACACAAAAUGAACAACAGACCUAUAAUGAGCCCAUGAAUUUUUAUAUUCAGCCGGUGUAAUGUUUUGUUUGAUGUCGGGUUCAAAGCGUUAUUAGAUUUCACGCAGCUGCACACAAAGUAUGAGACAUUAGUGUUGGAAACGUGUGUG